This is a messenger RNA of Silurus meridionalis, 1264 nucleotides long. Its product is annotated as transient receptor potential cation channel subfamily M member 2-like. Gene Ontology annotation, cellular component: mitochondrion. Gene Ontology annotation, molecular function: ADP-ribose diphosphatase activity. NCBI's taxonomy places the organism in Eukaryota, Metazoa, Chordata, Actinopteri, Siluriformes, Siluridae. The transcript has 10 exons. The record is from RefSeq and is a predicted model, not a curated record. The coding region runs from base 63 to 995 and encodes 310 amino acids.
UUACACACCAUGUUUUAAAAUGAUUUUAUUUAGCAAUGCGAUUUAGUCUAAUAUAAACAGCCAUGUUCUUUUUCAGAGUUGGAACCAUGUCGGAAUUAAUAGAGCAAGGACAAGAAUUGGGUUUUGGGCCUAUGGCAAAAAGGCUGGGCCGGUUGGAGGAGCAGGUUUGUCAGUCAGCCAAAGCCCUACAGUGGAUCAUGAACGCACUCAAGUCUCAGGGUUACCAAUCUCAGCAUGAAGCUCCUAAUAUGACUACUGUGCUUAUGAGCACAGACACCGACCCUUCAGAAUCAACUGAGCAGGAAGCAGAAAGUGAGAAAACGCAUCAUGUGUAUGCACGACAGCAUUGUUACCCUGGCAGCACAAUUAAACGCUUCCCGGUUCCUGAGGAAAAAGUGCCCUGGGAGGUGGACUUCCUUCUAUAUGUUCCUGCAAUUUACAAUGAAGAUAAUAUGCAAGAUGUGGAUGUUUCCACCUUGGACAAAUACAGGAACCCUAAAGGACGGACUGGACUAAAAGGAAAAGGGGCUCUUAAAAGUCUUGGUCCAAAUGAGAUUAUAGAGCUAGUCAUAACAAGAAAUUAUGGCUCACAUCUGAAGUUUUUGGCUCUGUGGGAUGAAGCAGCAGGGUGCUGGACAUUACCUGGGGGCCCUGUCCAACAUGGUGAAUUCUUACCUGAGAGUCUCGAAGCAGCAUUUGAAAAAGAUCUAUUUCAGAAAAUAAAAGCCAAAAUAAAGUCAGGACAUCACAAUGAGGUCUAUAAAGGUUAUGUAGAUGACUGCCGGAACACUGACAAUGCCUGGGUGGAAAGCACUGUAAUAUCAGUACACCUGGAGGAUGAGUGGCAUUUGAUGAUGCAGGGUGGUGUUGGUGGUGAGUCUUUCAGCAACACAGGGAAGUUUCAGUGGUGCAAGGUGAGCAGCAAAACAGAUGUGCACCCAUACCAACGAGAAGCUCUUUUCAACAUCGCCAACAUAUACAAAAUUAAGCUAUAAGGAACCUUCUGACUCUCAGGAAGAUGGACAAAUGUGUACAGGGCUUUCACACAUUCGGUACACACUUGUAGCAAAUGCAAUCUUUUUUACUGUACGUGUGAAAAAAAUACUUCAAAUCUAAGUUCCUUCAGGAAUGUUUUGAAUGGCGACCCGCAAGUUUGUUUAGUCUCCGCCUCGCACUUUGAGCUUUUUUUUAUUAAUUAUUUAUUAAACUUAAAAACAUACACAUCAAUGGCAAGGGUAUAAAAAAAAAACAAAAAAAAAAACAC